Molecule: messenger RNA, 11544 nt
Organism: Chiloscyllium plagiosum (whitespotted bambooshark)
Lineage: Eukaryota; Metazoa; Chordata; Chondrichthyes; Orectolobiformes; Hemiscylliidae
Gene: lrrk2
Product: leucine-rich repeat kinase 2
Biological process (GO): protein phosphorylation
Molecular function (GO): protein kinase activity; protein binding; GTP binding
Source: RefSeq, a predicted model, not a curated record
UUGGACAGAUAAAUUAUUAAAGAAAGUAAAUUGCAUUUGUAUAAUACCUUAGAUUUUCACAAAGUACUUCAUGGUCAACAAAGCACUUUUUUAAAGUAAAGUCACAAAGAUAGACGACAUGUUUUGGUAAUUUUUUGCAAGGUAAUGUUAUUAGACGUGUCAGAGCUGAGCAGGCCAUGUGGCAGAACUCCCCGUUUUUGAAAUAAUACCGUGGGAUCUUUUAGAUCGAACUGAGACGUCUCAUAAAGUUUCAUUGUGGCAAGAUUACAGCUCUGGAAUUUUAGUCUCAGUCUGGAUUAUCUACUCAAAAUCAAGUCGUGUGCAUUUCAGAAGCUUUAUCAAAAAUGUUUUGUUUGAAUACAUUUCGUGGAAGCGGAAACCCUGCAGAGUGACUAUUGAGUUUUAAGCGUGACGGGUUCCAUUCUGUGCCAGGCUGACAGAAAUUAGGUUAUAUAAGUACUUGUCGUCAAAUAGUUGCUUUAGGGAUAAACGUGGGUCGACAAAGUGAAAUACAUGAUAACUAUAGGUUUGCGGGCUGUAUGGCAAAUUGCCAAAUGUGCUUCGGGACUGCGCCAAGGGAGUGUCUGCAGUUUUUGACGGUCCGGCCUCGAGGUCGGCUUUGAACUUUUCAACAACACUAACACCGACUUAGUCUUUAGGAACAAGUGAGGUUGAACUUUCGUUGUAAAAGAAAAUCAGAGAAGGGCGUACUCAAGAUUACUGACAGCCGCCGAGGAACAGCAAAGGCCGGGUGAUUAAGUAAAGUUCCUUUCGGAAAGUCCCCACAGACUGAAACUUCCGUAACUCACAUUUCUGAUUUUCACUUUGAGCAGCUACUUUUGCAGAAAACCCGAGCAGUCAUACAGUGACCAGUGCUAACGGAAGUAAGGGACUGGUUAAAGCCUGGCCAUUCUCACGAUCCAACCAGAUGGUUUUGUCUACGAUUAAACAUGAAAAGCGGUCAAAAUUAGAACUGUCGACUAACCAUGGCGGACUCGGAACAACAGGAGGAAAACGUGAAAAAACUAAUUGUUCGUCUCCAAAACGUCGAGCAAGGAAGUGAAGUCAAAACUCUGCUUCAGAUUUUAGACGAUUUGAUUCUCCUUACUACUGUUCGAAAUGCUUCGAUUUUAUUCGGGAAUAAGAACAUCCACAUGCCAUUGUUGGUGGUUCUGGAAUCGUUCACCGAAAUUGCCAGUAUCCAACAGGCAGGUUGGUCUUUAUUAUGUAAACUGAUGGAACUCUGUCCAAGCAUUAUUAACAAAUUGACAACACCUCAAGAUAUGGGAAAGGACUGGGAUGUUCUUGGAGUGCAUCAACAGAUCCUGAAAUUGUUGUUGAUUUACAAAUGUCAUCCCACCAUAUUGCUGCUGGGCCUUAAGGUGUUAACAAUCCUAGUUCAAUCAGAUGAAAUUUCAUUACUGCUUCGAGAUGAUGAAAUGGAUGUAUUUUCUUUGGUUCUUGAUGGAAUGAAGAGACUUGCUGACCAUUGUGGAAUUCAGAUAUAUGGGUGUCAAGUAUUGAGUGCACUUUUAGGAAAAGUUCCAGAUGAGCAGAUGAUUGAAUUUGUAGAAGAGAAAGAUCACUGGGUAAUUUUAGAAGCCAUAACAAAAUUCAGUGAACAUGAAGAUUUGGUACUGCAUGGUUUGAGAGCUCUGCUUCCUUUGGCUAGUCCACAAAACAAUGUAGAAGUUCUGAUGUCAGGAAAUGAAAAAUGCUACAGUCUAGUAACUGAUGCAAUGAAGAGAUUUCCUGACAAUGAGGCAAUUCAUGAAACUGGCUGCUGUUUACUACAGAGGUUUACUCUUGAUAAUUUUUACAAUAUUUUAUUACUGCACGGAGCACCUGAAGUUGUCAUUAAUGCAGUUCUGAAAUAUCCACAGAAUGGUACUCUGCAGGCUGCUGCUCUCAGCAGUUUGGCACUUUUAACUGAAACGAUAUUUGUGAACAAGCAUCUUGAAGAAAGAAAAGAUGAUCUGUGUUGGACAGAGGCUUGUUGUCGAGCUUUGGAAACAUUCAAAGGGAAUGCAAAGGUCCAGGAAGCAGCUUGUUGGGCACUGUACAAUCUACUUCUGUAUCAGAAUGAUCUACAUACAGAAUUUGAAGAUGAAGAAGCAUGCUAUCCAGUUCACAGACUGGUGAUGACAGCGAUGUUAUUGCAUUCUAAUUCAAAGCAAGUAUUUCAAGCAGCAGCAAAUGUUCUGGCAACUUUGGUCAACAAAAGCGUACAAAUCAGAAGGCUUCUCUUGGCAAAAGGGAUACAUAUCAACAUUCUAGACCUUAUGAAAAAACAUUCAAACUCUUGUGAUGUCCUGGAAAGUGCCUGCAAAUUCCUUAAUAAGUUAUUUAUUGGAAGCAAUCUGAGUUGGGAUAUCAUGAAAUUAACUUCAUGUAGAAUAAUAGACACAUUGAAGAAUACUUUACAUAACUCUUCUGUACAGCUUGAGGCCCUUCGGGUUAUGUCACACAUUAUUUGUCCUGAGGACAUGCUGGAUGCAGAGGAAGAUACAGAUAAGUUGGAAGCAAUAAAGAAAACAAUUGGAAAACAGUGUUUGUCUGAUGGUUUUCAUAGAUUAGUCCUUGAAGCUUUGAAUAAGUAUAUUGAAAAUCCAGCUAUCCAACAAUGUGGCCUCCAAUUAUUGUGCACUAUUGCUGAUUCUUCGGGUACAUUAGAACUGAUGAAAGAAGGAGCUUUAGACACUGUAAUCCAUACUUUACAAAUGUACCCUUCCAUGCAAGAAAUUCAGUAUCUGUGCCUGAAACUUGUGACGAUACUUGUUCCAAAGAAUUAUUUAAGUCGUACAUUCUUGACUUUGGUGGCAAAACUUUUAUUAGAAACAGUACGCAGAUAUGCAGACAAACUAGAAGUGCAAAUGCAGGGUUUCCAAGCAAUCUUGAUGUAUUUUGAAACCAUACCAUCUGCUUUUGUAAUUUUCUUCAAGGAGGGGAUUGACAGAUUUAUUUUUCGUCAGAUGGCAGAACACAGAAAUAAGCAGCUACAGAAUCUCCUCUGCAAGUGCUUGUACAAGUUGGCCAUUGAUCGUGGAAUAAGAAAUCGGAUGCUUGAGAAUGCUUGCUCAGAAAAUAAUGUCGUAAUGGCAGAAUAUUUUAUCCUCUUGGCGGCUGAUGUCAAUCACAAGUCUAAAAAUGAAUCACUGAUUUACCAGGCUUGUACACAAAGCAGUAACCCAUUGUUAGUGGAUCUUUUGCUUAACCAUGGAGCACGUGAGCAAGAUAUUCGGAAAGCUUUAGAAGUCAGCAUUAAGAUGAGUGAUGAGAGAAUCAUAAGCUUGCUUCUAAGAAAGCUUGGAUUGGACCAAAACAAUAAGGCCAUUUGUCUGGGUGGACUUCAUAUGGGCAGGAUUGAAGCAACUUGGUUACGUCCAUUGUUUCCCAAUGAGACAUCUCCCACGUCAAAGCAACAGCUCUCCACAGGUGUCUCCUUGGCCAAGCUUUUAUCAAAGGAUGGGGCAGAAUUGUUGUCAUCAGUGGUGCAGAGUUCAAGUACAAAUUUUGAAUUGAGCUACUCUGAGGAAGCAUUAAAUAAGAGCAAUGAUUGCACUGCAUUGUCGGAUGUGUCAGCAAUUGAUACAGAAGAAAGCAGCCUUUUUGAUGACUUGGAGAAUGAAGGGAAUUUUGUUAUUAUUCAAAAUCCAAACAAUUACUUGGAUGUUGGAGAUUACAGUGAACCUGCAAUUAAUUUGAGACGCUACCGUUCUUUGAGUGCACUUGACGAUGUUGAGCCUGCAGUUAACCCAAGGCAGAGAUCUAUUUCUCAUAUAGUUCAUAAACCAGACUGUGCUUCGCCAAGACCUUCAUUUGGAAGUGCGAAUGACCACUGGGUGCAGCAUGCGACUGAGACAGAAUUCAUCUGGUCCUUGGAUCUUUCUGCAAAUGACUUGGAGCAUCUAAAUUCCAUCAAUCACACAUGUUGUAUUGCUCCAUUCCUUGCACAACUACAAAAGCUGGAUUUAAGUCAAAAUAACUUAACAAGUUUCUCGCAACACUUGUGCACAAUUCUCAGGUGUCUGACAGAUUUGGAUAUCAGCAAUAACAAGUUUACUACUUUUCCAACAUGUGUACUGGAAAUGCAGUCUAUUACGUCCCUUGAUAUCUCCAGGAACAGCAUUGGCCAUUCUCUAAUCUUGAACUCCACGUGCCCAACCCUGAAAAAAUUGAAUUUGUCUCAAAAUCAACUCUCCUCCUUUCCAGAGUCUCUUGAUAAAGCCACAGAAAAACUAGAGGAACUAUUACUUAAAGGAAAUAAAAUGAGGACAAUUGUAUCUUCACUGUGUUUGACUGAGCUUAAUCUACUAGAUCUUAGUCAAAACUGCAUUCCUAACAUUCUGGACACAUUUCUGAUGCAAUGCUCAAAGCUAGACACAUUCAGAAUCUCAGAGAAUCACCUCAGUACGUUGCCAGGUUUGCCAUCAAAGAUUACUACAAUUGAUUUAGCCAGCAACAAGUUUGGCAGCGUUCCCGAAGCAGUUCUUAAGCUUCAACAUUUAAGGAGUGUCAACCUAAGUCACAACAACAUAUCCGAGCUUCCUGGGCCUUUACAUUGGGAGUCUUCAAGUUUAAGGGAGUUGAUAUUCAGCCAUAACCAAAUCAGUGUUUUGGAUUUGAGUGAAGGAGUGAAUAAAUGGUCAAGACUAGAAAAGCUGAAUCUCACUAAUAACAAAUUGAAGGAGCUACCUCCUCAAAUUGGUCUGCUAGAAAACAUGACAUCAUUACUCUUGAGUAAUAACUCUGACUUGAAAUCCUUGCCAAAUGAAAUGGGGAAGCUGCAUAAGUUGUGGGAGCUUGAACUACAAGGGUUGUUUCUGGAUUUGGAUUUAAAACAUGUGGGCAGCAAAACAAAAGAUAUCAUCAGAUUUCUGCAUCAGCGCUUGAAGAAAGCUGUGCCUUAUUACAGAAUGAAACUUAUGAUAGUGGGAAAUGCUGGUAGUGGAAAAACCACAUUGCUUCAGCAGCUGAUGAAAUGCAAGCAACCAAACCUGGAGCGAGAGAAAGCCACGAUUGGAAUUGAUGUUAAGGAGUGGUCAAUUCAUGUAAAAGAAAAGAAAGGGAAGCGAAAGGAAUGCACGUUGAGUGUCUGGGAUUUUGCAGGGCAAGAAGAGUUCUACAGCACACAUCCCCACUUUAUGUCUCCACGAGCCCUAUACCUUGUUGUCUGUGACCUUAGUAAAGGAGUUGGUGAAAUUGAUGCUAUCAAACAUUGGCUGUUUAACAUAAAGGCCUGUGCCUCAUCCUGUCCUGUAAUUCUUGUCGGUACGCACGUUGAUAUGACUAAUGAAAAACACCAAAAAAAUUGCAUAUCCAAAAUUAAGAUGGAAUUCCUUCAGAACCAUGAUUUUCCUCCCAUCCGUGAUUACCAUUUUGUGGUGGCCACAGAGGAGUCUGACUCUGUUUUAAAACUGCGUAGAGCCAUUAUUACUGAAAUACAGAGUUUCAAGAUCAGAGACCAGCCAGUAAUAGGUCAGCUCAUACCUCAUAGUUAUAUGGAAUUGGAAAAGAGGAUUAUACAGGAACGAAAGAAUGUUUUAUCAGAAUUUCCAGUAAUUCAUCAACAGCGAUUGCUGGAAAUAGUUCAAGAGAAUCAUUUGCAACUGGAUGAAAAUGAACUGCCCCACGCUGUUCACUUCCUCAAUGAAUCUGGUGUGCUACUGCACUUCCAUGACCCAGCUCUUCACCUGCGGGAUCUUUAUUUUAUAAUUCCACAAUGGCUGUGUAAGAUGAUGGCACAGAUUGUGACUGUAAAAGCAGCAACUUGUCCAAAGCAUCCUUGUGGAAUUAUUUAUCGAUCAGAUGUCGAGAACUUUCUCUCACAGAAAAACAGUUUCCCUCAGAAGUACAUAUCCCAAUACAUAAAGCUUCUGGAAAAGUUCCAAAUUGUUUUGCCUUUAGGAGAGGAACAACUACUUGUUCCAAGCAGUUUACCUGAUCAGAGACCUGUAAUUGAACUCCCACAUUGUGAAAACUCCGAAUUGAUAGUAAGGCUUUAUGUAAUGCCAUAUUUUCCAAUGGGAUUCUGGUCCAGACUCAUCAACAGGCUACUGGAGGUUUCUUCUUACAUGCUUGGCAGACAAGAUAGAGAGAAACGUUUACGGCCUAAUAGGACAUAUUGGAGACAAGGAAUCUAUCUGAUUUGGUCACCAGAAGCCUACUGCCUGGUAGACUCAGCUGUAUUGGAUGAUAAGCCAGAGAGUGUUGUCAAAAUAACUGUUCCAUGCUGCAGGAAAGGGUUCAUUUUAAUGGGCCAGAUUGUAGAUCACAUUGAUUCUUUGCUGGAAGAGUGGUUUCCAGGCCUCCUGGAGACAGAUAUAAUUGGGGAAGGAGGCACUCUUCUGAAGAAAUAUGCUUUGUAUAGCUUUGAAGAUGACCAAGAAUGCCAGCAGAUUCUACUGGACGACUUACUAGACAUAGCUAAAGAAGGGGAUUUUUUAACUUGUCCUACUGAUAGAAGCAACAAGGUUUCUAUUUCACGAGUGGCUCCAGACCUUGUGCUAGUUGAUCUACCCAGGCAUAUUAUGCUGGAUGUUAACCACCUUGAGCUAGAACAAACGCGUGAUGUUUUGCUGGGUGAUGGAGGUUUUGCAUCUGUCUAUCGGGCAACUUAUAAAUGUGAAGAAGUGGCUGUUAAGAUUUUUAACAAGCAUGUGUCACAAAUGCAUCUACAUCGUCUUCUGCGACAAGAACUUGCAAUUCUUAGUUAUUUGCAUCAUCCCAGUUUGGUCUCUCUCUUGGCGGCUGACUUUCGACCCCAGAUGUUGGUAAUGGAAUUGGCACCCAAAGGUUCUCUGGACAUCCUGUUUAAUAAUGAGAAAGACCACCUUACUCAAACACUUCAACACCGGAUUGCUUUACAUGUAGCUGAUGGCUUAAGAUAUCUGCAUUCAUCAAUGAUAAUUUAUAGGGAUUUGAAGCCUCACAAUGUAUUGCUGUUCAGUUUCAAUCCUAACUCUGCUAUAAUUGCCAAAAUUGCUGAUUAUGGAAUUGCUCAGUAUUGCAGCAGAAUGGGAAUCAAGAGCUCUGAAGGCACACCAGGAUUUCGAGCACCAGAGGUUGCUCAAGGAAAUGUCAUUUAUAAUCAUCAGGCUGAUGUUUAUUCAUUUGGAUUGCUUUUAUAUGAUCUGAUUACUAAUGGUGAAAGAAUCUCUUAUGGAAUGAAGUUUCCAAAUGACUUUGAUGAGAUGGCGAUUCAGGGGAAAUUGCCAGAUCCAGUCAAAGAAUUUGAUUGUGAUCCAUGGCCCGCUGUCCAAAGUUUAAUUGAUGAUUGUUUGAAGCAAAACCCUGAGGACAGGCCACCAGCUUCUCAGGUAUAUGAGACUCUGAAUUCAGCAGAGCUACUUUGUUUGAAGAGAAGAAUGAUAGUCCCUGGUAACCUCACAGCAGACUGCAUGGUAGCUACAAGCUCUGUUUGCAGAAAGCCUCGUGUCUGGAUUGGCAGUGGACAACGAGACAAGGCACAACUCUCCUGUUUAGAAUUGGACACUGAUGGACAGGCUAUUGUGGACAUUGAGGAUAACCGCAUUUUGUGCCUAGCACUGGUAUGUGUGAUUGGCGAGCAAAUUAAUUGGGUUGUUGCAGGCACACAGUCUGGACAUUUGUGGAUAGUCAACACAGAGAACGUAAAAUUUGUUCAUCAACUUCGGAAGAUGUCUGAUUCUAUUACCUGUUUGUAUUGCACUCAUCAUUCCAAACAUAGCAAAGAAGACAAUUUCCUGUUGGUGGGAACAGCAGAUGGAAAGCUUGCUGUUUUUAAGGAUACAACAGUAAAGUACCAAGAUGGCGCACCCCUGAAGGUUGUGGAUAUUGGUGACAUCAGUACUCCUUUGGUAUGCUUGAGCAUAUCACUCUCUUCAGAACAGAUAGCUUUUUGGGCAACCUGUGGAACAAAGAUCAUAUCACUUAGCAGCAAUUUUACAGUUAAGAAGGUGAUAGACACAAAGACAAGGACUCUAAGCCAGAAGUAUUGCAGUGAUGGAAAUAUUAUCACCAUGGUGAUUGAUAAAUACAUUUAUCUGGCAAAGAAGGAUAGCCAUGUUGUUGAACUUUGGGACAAGAAGUCGUACAAAAUGACUAUGUCAAUUGAUUGUGCUUCUAUUCUUAAGAAUGAGACAUAUUCAGCUCGAGUGAAAGCACUUCAUCUUCAGAAGACAAGUGCCCUUUGGAUUGGAACAGGAGGGGGUGAUGUCAUAUUAUUAGAUCUUUCCACUCAUCAGCCCAUUCGGGUCAUUGAGAAAUUCUGUCAUUCUAUCAGAAGUAUGGUGCCAGCACAAAUCGAGAAGGGAUACCUUCAUACUGUCAUACUGAUCCUAGGAAAUGUCUGUAUAGAUUCCAAUGGAAAUAACAAACAACAGAGUGAAUUGCAAUCACAGCUGUUCGUUUGGGACUUGAACCUUCCAUUUGAGAUCCAAAGCCUGAAGAAGCACACAGAUAUGAGAAGAGAAAUAAUUGAAAAAAUGAGAACUGGUUCUUUGGAAUGAGUGCACAUGGACAAAUACAUAUGUAUAUAUUUUCUUAAUUAAUUUAAAGUUUUGGGUUCAUUGAAAAUACGAAGUGGUAAACCUAACUUACACAAAAGAAUUUUUAAAUAUGGGAUAUUGCACAAAAUGGAGCUAAAUUGCCUCCUGUAUUUAUCCUCUUGAGAACACUCCCUCCAUGGAGAUUGAAACUAGUCAUAUAUUUUUGUAACUUGACAUGCAGUUAGUUUAAAUUUUUAGAUCCCUGAACUUUUGCACUUGUAAUAUUGCAAUAAUAUAAAUAAAUUUACAGUUUGGAUACUAACCUGAAUGAUUUGCCAGUGCAGUGUGUUGCUGGGAGUGUUCUGAAGUUAAUGAUUGAUAAGUCAAUAAUCACACUGGAAGUUAAGUGCUGACAGUAUAAGAUGAUUGAUUUUUGGACCUGAGACUAAACCCAGUAAGGGAAUGCCAAGGUAGAAUUUGUGACCACCCAACUGAUUCACUAUUGAUACCGCUAGAGUCUUCAGAGUUUCCAGAAUUUGUUUCUAGUCUGCUAGUGAGAAUGAUGUGAGGAGCUCAAACUAAGAGAUCAUGUCCUCAAAAAGCUCAUCACAAAAAUGGCAGUCUCUUUAUGAAAGAAAAUAUGCCAGAAACGUUUGAUAGAGGGAAAGAUUGUGGUUACCUUUAAAAUUGCUGUAAAUGAAAUGUAUCUAUGUUACCUCUACACAGGCACAUUUGCAGCAAAAAAUAUAGCUGGUAAUGCCUGGUGACUAAUACAAUAAAAGGGAGUUUGGAUGCUGGUAAUUGAAUUUUUAAGUUUUGGAUAUUGUACAUGAAGGAGCUAAAAUAAUUCCUGUAAUUAUCCUUUUGUGGCAUUUGAACCCCCGUUUAGUGACUUUUAAAUGACAGUGCUAUUCCGAGAAGAACAUAAACUGAAUUUAAACAUAAAUUUGCUACUCCAGAAUAUUUUCUACAAUAUUUCUGAUAAGAGGUAGUGGCAAGAGAUAACAGCCAACUAAUCAUGGAAUCUGGGAAUAAAGAUUGGAACACCUUCUAAACAUUGCCAUAGUUAUUACUAAUAACUAAGCCAUUUCUCAAAUGUCUGUGGAUAUAGAGCUGGCCCAUGCAAACUGUCUCAGAACUUUGAAUUCUAAUCAUGCAAAACCUCAAGGCACAUAUUUUCAUUGUAAACUAAUGCAAUAAACUUGGCACAUCAUUACACUCAAAGGAUUUUACACAUAAAACACAAGCUAGCUUUAUAUUUAUGAUAAGUUUUACUUUUCAAAUGCCUAUUGCUAUCUAUGUGCUCCUUCAAUUUACAGCAUUUGAAAAAUACUCUGGUUGCUUACCAAAGUUAUACGUAAUUCAAGAGAACCAUCACAAACAGAAGGAAGCUAUGGAAAUUGUAUGCUCAUAAUUCUGUUGAGGAUAUUUUUUUAGAAGAGCAUUCCUUAAUCCACACAGGUAUGCAAAUAAUUUUCAAAUAGCAAUGCAAAAUCUAUUAAAAUUUAUCUCCUGGAGGAGCCACUGUAACAUUAAUGACAGUUCCCAUUUUAGGUCUGGGGCAGCAGCUUGCAAUACUGCAGGACAAUGCACCACUCUCUAUUCCUUGUAACAUUGUUCGCAAGGAACAUCCCAGCAGCACGUUGUCCUGAAGUAUGCAGUUCAUGGGUUGAGGAAAUAGCUGCUGGUAAGACACAGGUGAAGAACUGAUAAUGGUGGGGAUUGGAAAGACAGUGUCAUUGUGGAUUGCAACAAAUAGUUCUGUGCUUUGGGAAGUAGCAUUGCAAUAAAAAUGAAAAAGUAAAGAUGAAAAACCUGAUAACUUGCGGCGCAAAUAUUACUUAUGCUGGAGUAUAAGGAUGCAAAGCUACAAAAUUGAAUGAACAGCUCAUGCACCCUGAAAAGUAAUGUCAGAACCAACCGUAUUGUGCUGGUUAACCAUGUCAGUGAGUCUGGCUUACUGAUUGGUCUGCUGCUGACACGUUUCCUGGCGAGCCAUUUCGCAGUCAUUGCUGGGUAAAUGUGUCUGGUUCUACAGAUAGGGUUAGGGACAUCUUGGCAGAAUUAGACAGUCUGGCUGUGUUGCCUUCUGUUUUGUGAACCUUUGUUAUUCAUUGCACCCUGAGAUGCUGUGAUUAAGGGGGAAGAGGUGGAUUGCCAAAUAUCUGCCCGAAGUAAGAUAACAGACUUAACUGAAGGAUAUUUUAACUAAUACGGUUUCAGGAAAUUGCAACUUUAGAUGUCAUAAGUUUUGACGUUAAGGGAGACUUGUUCCAGUUCAUGCCACCUUUAAAUAUCUUUGUGUUCUUUCUGAUUGUUGAAAAGAGUUCCUGUGCAACCAGUAUCUUAAAAUGCUAAAUGAGCUUCCUACUAAAAUGUUACUGAGUAAUUGAACAAGUGGUAUGGCGGACAGUGUUGCAUUUUCAACCGAGACCAGACAAGAUCGGUAAUCUCAUUGUUGGUAGAAACAACAUUUGGUAAAAUAUCUUUAUCCUUCAAAUAGUCUAUUAGUUUUGCCAGUAUGAUGCCAAUACAUUGUUAAAGGUUCAUCUUCUUUAAAUUCCAAUUCACUAUCCUAUGACACCUGGAAACAAAAGUUUAAUUUGAGUAUAUUUUAUUAGCAAUAUUUGAAGGAUUGACAAUAGAAAUACUGCCAUCACAUGCAGAGGAACCCUACUAAAUUGACUGGUGAUGCAAAACAUGGUUAAUGCCUCCCAUUCUUUAAUUAUGUAGGGUUUAUAUUUAAUUGCAUCAUAGAUAACAUAACCUAUGAAUUUAAUGGGUUGUUUCUCUUUUUCUAAAAUAUUGGGGUGCUCGUCACACACAUGUGGUUAGGGCCAGUUUUGUGAAUGAUUGUAUCAUUGAGUGAUAACUUCCUCCAAAUGUCAGUUCCCCUGCUGUGCUGCAAUGUAAUGGUUCAGAAACAGGAGUAUGGAAAGGCCAUUGUUCCCAAUCUUCUUCCUGGUGGAUCUGGUUAUUGGUAUAAGCCAUAUGCCUAAAACACCAGUGUCUACAGCAUGCAGAGCUGAAAAUGUGUUGCUGGAAAAGCGCAGCAGGUCAGGCAGCAUCCAGGGAA